CGCCUCUGCCACCACCACCACCACAACGUCCUCUCUCCACUCGCUCGCACGUACGCACGCGUACAAUCUCUGACGGUGAUCGGACGCCGCGCCCGCACGGCCGCUCUCGCCUCCACCACCUCCUCCAUCGACGAGACGCCGGCCACCUGCCGCUCGUCCUCGCUCCGUACCGGGCCAUGCUCCUUCACCGAAAUCGCCCUCUUCGGCAAAGAGACGAGCCGGUGCUGGUGGUGGUGGUCCCGGUGCAGUCGAAUGGUCCACGGUGAUUAAUGUUACCUUUUCCAGUAACAGGGGACCUGUUGUGGGAUGGUUGGAUCGUUUAUAAAAAACAAUUAGCAUAAACAAUUGAUGUUAAAUAAUAUUUAACUUGCGUUCGAAUUAAACUGCGAUCAGUUUUAAGAAAAGGCAUCAGCAUCUGCGCGUGGCAGUGGCAAUGGUAGUUCCUGGAAGAGAGAGAUAGGGGAGGAGGAGGAGGAGGAAGUUGACAAAGAGAGUUAAAAAGGCGAGAGAGGGAGGCUUCUCCUUUGCAUUAACUUACCAUGGAUUCCUUCGGCUUCCUAAAAUACUUACGCAGCAGCGGAAGCACCGGCGAGGCCGGCUCUGCUGUCGCUGCCGGAGCCGGAUCCACCAUCGCCGCCUCCGUCCUCUGUUCCUCGGAUGAUAACGAGGAGGAGGACGAUGGCGGGGACGACGACGGGCCUUUCUUCGACCUCGAGUUCGCUGCCGUUUCGGACGGCGAUGAAGAGGAGGGGGAGGAGAGGAGUGCCGAGGAGGUGAAUGGCGCGGGGGAGGAGAUUGAAAGGGAGUUUAACUUCGCUGUCAGCUCUAGUGGAGGCGGCGAUGAGGUAGGCUUUGACACUUUGUCCCCCUCCCAUGACUUGCUUUUUAAGGGAAAGCUCGUGCCUUUCGACCCUUCCUCCGUCGUCAUCGCUGGCGGCGAUGUUUCCGAGGCCGAUCCCAAGCCCCAGUUUCCAGCGUAUUUCCUCCGGACCGCCACCAAGUUCCGAGUCUUCUUGCUCGGACUCCGCAAGCCGAAGCUCUCUCCGGCGGAGGCCGAGCCUACGUCCGAAGCUACUGCCCCGAUGGCGACGGCGGCUCCUAAAAAAGAGCAACAGCAGCAAAAUAAGUUUUUUAUCAAGUUCAAGGUGGUCGAUGCCCCCUUAGUCUCUUUCUUCUCAAGGGACGGUGGUUCCCGGAGCUACGGCGGAGGCCUCCGAGCAGCAAAGACCCCGACGGAGGAGUCAGCUCACAUCGCCGGCUCACCCACCACGGAGGCAGAGAAGAAGCUGGUUCGAGAAAUGCUACAGAAAUAUAUCAACAAAAUUAAGCCGCUCUACGUUCGCGUCUCGAGGAAGUACGCAGAGAGACUGAGGCUCACAGGCCAUCUACCUCCUGCUGACACGGUGGCGGCGGAGCCGGUCGCUCUUGUAGCCGAGGAGACGGAAUCCGAAGUUACACCACCACCUCCACCAUCACCAGCGGAGGAAGUAGCUCCGCCACCGACUCCGGCCGAAGCAACGCCGGCGCCUCCACCGCAGCCUGUACCAGCUGUGGUCGCAGGCGGCGGCAAAAUUCUAGCAGCAGGGCUAAGAGUCGUCUACAAGCGGCUUGGGAAAAGCAGGUCCGCGUCGGCCGCCGUGGCGGCCGUCCCUUCGCCUCCGCCGCCGCCGCCGCCUCCUCGUCGGCGCGAUGACUCGCUCCUCCAGCAGCAGGACGGGAUUCAGAGCGCCAUCGCGCACUGUAAGCGCUCGUUCACUGUCGCCGACCAAAGUUCCGAGUCGCCGCUUGCGCGAUCGAUGAGCGAUCCCGGCGAAGGCAGAGCCGACCGGAAUGACGCAUCAUCCUGAGCCCUCGAUGCUCCUUUUUUAGUUCAUCAUCCAUCUCACAAUCUGUCCGUGUGCUAUUAGUCUCCAUGUAGGAGAAGAGAGAGACUCCAUCUCUUCAUCCCUCUGUUGAUUGUAAUAUGUUAAUUCUUCCCAUGAAUCACAAACUUUGUGUUA
Molecule: messenger RNA, 2000 nt
Organism: Zingiber officinale
Lineage: Eukaryota; Viridiplantae; Streptophyta; Magnoliopsida; Zingiberales; Zingiberaceae
Product: probable membrane-associated kinase regulator 2
Exons: 2
Coding region: 540-1847 (435 amino acids)
Cellular component (GO): plasma membrane
Source: RefSeq, a predicted model, not a curated record